Messenger RNA from Thrips palmi, 2023 nucleotides. RefSeq names its product oocyte zinc finger protein XlCOF6-like. Lineage: Eukaryota; Metazoa; Arthropoda; Insecta; Thysanoptera; Thripidae. The coding region runs from base 351 to 1379 and encodes 342 amino acids. Gene Ontology annotation, cellular component: nucleus. The transcript has 3 exons. Gene Ontology annotation, biological process: regulation of transcription by RNA polymerase II. Gene Ontology annotation, molecular function: DNA-binding transcription factor activity, RNA polymerase II-specific; RNA polymerase II cis-regulatory region sequence-specific DNA binding. The record is from RefSeq and is a predicted model, not a curated record.
CUGAAUCAACAAGUCUCCACUUCCCGUUUCCAACUGGCUUUGGUAGAAGUAGAAUAGGAAGGAGUGCCCACGGAUCAAGGAAACCUCAUGAUAGUAUUUCCAGAUUUAAAUUCAGCACAGUUCUUGUGUUUGUUACCAAGAUUGUGCUCGCCCCUGACCUGCCUGGACUAACCUACAACCCGUUGCGAUUCGCAGUAUACAACGCGUCCGCUGCGGGAAGCUGAGAAUCCAUCCGAAGAGUAGAACCGGUGGAGACGCUGUGACGACGAGGCGUUGAACACGCAGCAAGCAACACGAAGGACGUCGUCUGGGACGAGACGGCAACAGCACUUGACGGGUUUUGUUGGAGCAUGGCUUCCAAAUUGCGGGGCGACGCCGCUCAGCAACCGACUUCGUCUCGUCGGAACGCGCACGUCCGCACUCGUGCCGGGGAGAAGCCAUUAGAGUGCGCAGUCUGCCAGAAGAAGUUUGGGUACCCAAGUCUUCUCAAAAUUCAUUUACGAACCCAUACAGGCGAGAAGCCCUUCGAGUGCACAAACUGUCAGAAAAAGUUAGGUUCUUCAUUUGCUCUUAGAAUCCAUCUACGAACCCAUACAGGCGAGAAGCCAUUCGAGUGCACAGUCUGUCUGAAGAAGUUUAAUCAUGAAUCUCAUCUCAGAAGACAUUUGCGAACCCAUACAGGUGAGAAGCCAUACGCGUGCACAGUCUGUUUGAAGAAGUUUAAUGAUGCGUGGUCUCUCAGAGUCCAUUUACGAACCCAUACAGGCGAGAAGCCAUUCGAGUGCACAGUCUGCCAGAAAAAGUUUAGUCAUGCAUGUAGUCUCAGACGCCAUUUACAAACCCAUACAGGUGAGAAGCCAUUCGAGUGCACAGUCUGUCUGAAGAAGUUAAAAAAUGAAUUUCUUCUCAGAAGACAUUUACGAACCCAUACAGGCGAGAAGCCAUUCGAGUGCACAGUCUGCCAGAAAAAGUUUAGUCAUGCAUGUAGUCUCAGACGCCAUUUACAAACCCAUACAGGUGAGAAGCCAUUCGAGUGCACAGUCUGUCUGAAGAAGUUAAAAAAUGAAUUUCUUCUCAGAAGUCAUUUACGAACCCAUACAGGUGAGAAGCCAUUCGAGUGCACAGUCUGCCAGAAAAAGUUUCGUCAAUCAUCGACUCUCAGAAGCCAUUUACAAACCCAUACAGGUGAGAAGCCAUUCGAGUGCACAGUUUGUCUGAAGAAGUUUAAUAUAGCAUCGAAUCUCAGAAGACAUUUUCGAACCCAUACAGUCGAGAAGCCAUUCGAGUGCACAGUUUGCCUGAAGGAGUUUAAUGAUGCAUCGAAUCUCAGAAGACAUUUACGAACCCAUGCAGGGGUGAAUCCACCCCAGUCUCUCUGAUCAACUUAUUUUGAGAGCGUCUGAGGACACCCGCUCAUAAUUGCUGCGUAUUUUUAGUCCCGCGUGAGUGAGACAUCAUAUUUGGUACAGGGCGAAUCAUUUCACAUUCAAUCUAGUGCUAAUUCUUGAUGCCUUGAUUAAUGCUCGACAGUCACGUUGACAUGAGAGGAGCAGCAGGGUGGUCAUACACUUGCCUGGUGAUGUCUUGAAAUUGAGUUUGCUGUCAUGGUAAGAGAGCCAGAUUGAAGUUUUGUUUCUUAAUUAGAAUCUAUUGACAGGUGCGUGCUGUGGAUUGAUUGUGGAACCGUUUGUUGAUCUUGUUAAGGUGGUUCUUGUUUUGGUCUCAAUUGUGUUUGUGUAGUGUGUGUGUGUGUGUGUGAACUCUUACAGUGUAAUACGAGCUAUUGCUUAAUUUUGUUGGACUUUUUUGUCUUUUCCGAAGGUGUUUGCCGCGUAAUUGCUUUUUUUUCUGUUAUUACCGAAGAAUAGGUUAUGAGGUUUUCUCUAGUUUGGAAAUCAAAAAGGCGCUUAUUUUUUUUCAAUAUCUUUCCGUACAAGUAUCGUAACUGCUAUAAUAUUUCAUAUUUUCAGUAAUAGACGGAAAAUUUUCAAAAUUUCAACAUUAAAAAUUACAUUUAAUUUUC